This is a messenger RNA of Pseudonaja textilis, 2472 nucleotides long. Lineage: Eukaryota; Metazoa; Chordata; Lepidosauria; Squamata; Elapidae. The record is from RefSeq and is a predicted model, not a curated record.
AGUGUUUCCAGUAUCCCAAGUCGUACAUGCCAUAUUCGUUACCCACUGCCAAUAAGUCAUCAGUAUUAUCAGCCAGGGGACCUGAGCAUUGCUGGUAUUAUAUCUCAAGUUUUCACAUUUUCCAACCCUGUGACUUACAACCAACAUCCAUCUCAUAACCUCCUGGAUGAGAUUGGGUAUUUUCUUCCAAGUGGUACCUUACUUGCUUCUCUAGAGCUUCUCUCCACAUGGAACAACUUUAUCCCAAACUACAAGUGUGAUACUAAAGAUAAUGCUAUGGCUGCCAUUGGGGGACCCAAUUCUGAUGUGGGUUUCUUUAUGGCAACCAUUCUGAGCAUCUACAAGAUACCACAGUUCACUUAUGGUUCUGCUCCAGUAAUAAGUGACCCAUCCCAAAAUGUUUUUUCCUUACGGAUGUUCCCUAGUAGGGAGCAUCAAUAUUUGGGAAUCCUACAGCUGCUGCUUCUUUUCAGGUGGAUAUGGAUUGGAGUUAUUUUUAUGUAUGAUGAGAAUGGAUUGAGAUUUAUACACACAAUACUGCCCAAGUUUUCCAAGAACGGCAUUUGCUUUGAUUUUAUAGAAACUUUGCCUAACUUGGAUUUUGCCUCUGGUGUUGAUGAAAUGGUGAAUAAAUGGAUCAGAGUAUACAAGAUACUUGGUGAUAGCACAGCCAAUGUAGUGCUCAUCCAUGGAGAAAUUCACACUAUGAUCUUUUUGAGAAUGUUCCCUCGUGUUACAGAAUUUGAGAACAUACCCAUCAAGACCAAGAGCAAAGUCUGGAUUAUGACAGCCCAGAUAGAAUUCACAUCAAUUCCCUUUGUCAAAGACUUUGAGGUUGAUGUUAUUCAUGGUGCUCUGUUGGUUGCCCUUCAUUCAACUGAUGUGAAGGGAUUUCAAACAUUUCUUAAAAGAAGAAAUCCAAAUGAGGAAAAUGGAGAUGGGUUCAUCAAGGACUUUUGGCAACAGGUCUUUAACUGUCACUUCUCUUCUUCAAGAGAGCACAAGAUUGACACAAAUGUCUGCACUGGGAAAGAGAAGGUGGAGACGCUCCCUGGGUCAGUUUUUGAAACCACUAUGACUAGUCACAGCUACAGCCUCUAUACUGCAAUUUACACCAUAGCUCACGCUUUGCAAUUCAUGGAUUCAUGCCAGUUCCACUCCAGAAUGACAGCAGAGAUAAAAAGAAGGAAUUCUAUCAGUAAAGAGCCAUGGCAGCUCCAUCAUUAUUUAAGAAGCCUGUCAUUUAAUAAUAGUCUUGAGGAAACUGUUUCUUUUGAUGAAAACAGGGAACUGAAAGCUGAGUUUGAUAUUAUCAAUUGGGUGGCAUUCCCAAAUCAGACUUUUCUUCGGGUCAAGGUGGGAAAAAUUUAUCCCCUUGCUUCCAAGGACAACAUCAUAUCCAUUUCUCAGGAUUCCAUUGUGUGGCCCAGGCCAUAUCAUAAGGAACCACCCUCUUCCUUGUGUAAUGACCUUUGCUGUUUGGGUCAAAGGCGGAUAAAACAGGAAGGCAGUCCUUUCUGCUGUUAUGAUUGCCUUCCAUGCCCAGCUGGAGAGAUCUCAAGCCAGAUGGACAUGGAUUCCUGCACUCCAUGUCCAGAAGAUCAUUAUCCAAACAAAGACCAGGCUCACUGCAAUCCCAAAGAUGCCAGCUUUUUGAGCUAUGGAGAACCUUUGGGGAUCAGCCUGACCACACUUUCUCUUUUCUUUUCUGGUGCUACGGGUCAAAUAUUUUGGAUCUUCCUUAAAUACAGAGAAACUCCCAUUGUCAAAGCCAACAAUCGAACCAUCACCUAUGUUCUGAUCAUUUCCCUCCUGCUCUCUUUUCUUUGCCCUUUGCUUUUCAUUGGUCAGCCAGACCAGGUUAGGUGUCUGCUUCGCCAAACCACUUUUGGCAUUAUCUUUUCAGUGGCGGUUUCUUGUAUUUUGGCCAAAACCCUCAUUAUAGUUCUGGCCUUUAGGGCCACCAGACCAGGCUCUAGGAUCAGGAAAUGGGUGGGGAAACCAUUGGCCCAAUCUGUCGUCUUCUCCUGUUCCCUUACUCAAGUCACCAUUUGUGCAGUGUGGCUGGCAAUCUUUCCUCCGUUCCCUGAUGUUGACAUGCACUCUCUGCCUGAAGAAAUUGUGUUGGAAUGCAAUGAGGGUUCAACUAUCAUGUUCUACUGUGUACUGGGUUUUAUGGGCUUCCUGGCCAUGAUCAGCUUCAGUAUGGCUUUCCUAGGAAGAAAGUUACCAGAUAAUUUCAAUGAAGCCAAGUUCAUCACCUUCAGCAUGAUGGUCUUCUGCAGUGCCUGGCUCUCCUUUGUUCCAACCUAUCUCAGUGCCAAGGGGAAAUAUGUGGUAGCUGUGGAGGUCUUCUCCAUCUUGGCUUCUAGUGCUGGUUUACUAGGAUGCAUUUUUCCACCCAAAUGUUAUAUCAUUUUGAUCAGGCCUGAGCUAAAUAACAGGCAGUACUUGAUGAGAAGAAAACAGUGA